AUGUCAGAACAGAAGCGUUCGUUGUCUACCUCGGGUGAAACAUUAUAUGAAAUUCUCGGCUUGCAAAAAGGUGCAACUCCCGAUGACAUUAAAAAAACUUACAGAAAAUUAGCUCUAAAGCAUCAUCCAGAUAAGAAUCCUGAUAAUCCCGAAGCUGCGGAAAAAUUCAAAGAAAUCAACAAUGCAAACGCAAUACUGAGUGAUUUAUCAAAGAGAAAUAUUUAUGACAAAUAUGGUUCAUUAGGACUGUACGUCGCAGAACAAUUUGGAGAAGAGAAUGUCAAUGCGUACUUUAUGUUGUCUAGUUGGUGGGCAAAGGGUCUGUUUGCACUCUGUGGCCUCUUGACUGGCUGUUAUUUCUGCUGCUGUCUCUGCUGCUGUUGUAACUGUUGCUUUGGAAAAUGUAAACCCAAAUCCGCAGGUGGAGAAGACUCCGAAUGCUAUGUGUCCCCAGAGGACUUGGAGGAGCAGAUCAAGACAGACAUGGAAUCAGAUGGUUACACUCCUAUUGCAAUGCAACCGACACAUUUAAAUGAGAAAACACAGCUGAUUGGAGACAACCGCCGUACCUAUCAAACAGACUCAUAGACCAG
Molecule: messenger RNA, 593 nt
Organism: Pelobates fuscus (common spadefoot toad)
Lineage: Eukaryota; Metazoa; Chordata; Amphibia; Anura; Pelobatidae
Gene: DNAJC5B
Product: DnaJ heat shock protein family (Hsp40) member C5 beta
Exons: 4
Coding region: 1-588 (195 amino acids)
Source: RefSeq, a predicted model, not a curated record